AUGGAGUCUCACAGGAGCCAUAAUUCCGUCUUGUGGAUAGUUGUUCUGACUUCGAGCAUCAUCUGCGUACAUUUGUUAACCACAUCUGCUGAGUGGCUCGGAGACCUGUCAGACUAUGAGUUGGCCAGCUUGGACAAUCCAGAUAUUUUGGAUGAACCCCAAAGACGUGCAUCAAAGUUCAAUCAUUUUACCAUGAGUGACCAUGGCGAUGUGUAUGUUGGAGCUGUUAAUUGGUUGUACAGGCUGAACAGUAGUUUGAAAAUGAUACAGAAUGUUUCAACCUGUAAUGACAGCAGGCCAGAUAGUGCGAUACCCUGUCACCUAACAAACAACUACAACAAGAUACUGGUAGUUGAUAGUACCCGGCCAAACAGUUUGAUAACCUGUGGUGGUGUGUAUGAUGGUAUUUGUCAGUUGCGACAGUUACAGGAUAUCAGGAACGUGAUGAUGGAAUCAUAUCCUUACGUUGGUGGGUUUGAAGAUGCAUCCACUGUUAGUUUGAUUGCUCCAGGAAGAGGUGGAAACCAAAUGAUGUAUGUUGCUGUUACUUAUACUGGGAAAAAUGUUGAGCCUGGAGGACGCUUUCAAGCAAUAUCACGAAAAUCCAUUCAAAAUUAUCCUUUUUUAUCAGCACCAGAGAUCGAUACCAUCCUUUUCCGUGUUGCUACAGAAGUGUUUGUUAUUAACUAUGUUGCAGCAUUUGACUUCAAAGGGUUUACAUACUUCGUAGCCUUACAGAAGGAAGAUUUGAAUUCUGCGCAGUUUGUUUCCAAAAUCAACAGAGUCUGCCAGGACGGUCCGAACCUCGACGCUUACACAGAAAUUACCCUACAGUGCAGUGGAUCGGAUGGCAGUGUGUACAGCUUGGUACAAGCAGCUCACUUUGGACCAGCAGGACCUGAUCUAGCGGCAUCAUUGGGUCUCCAUGCAGACGAGCAGGUGCUGUAUGCUGUGUUUACCAGGAACCAAGGAGCUCCGGGUACCAGCGAUGUACCCAUCGAUCACUCAGCAUUGUGUGUGUACAGGAUGACGGAUAUCUUGGCUGCCUUCAGAUAA
This is a messenger RNA of Patiria miniata (bat star), 1056 nucleotides long. RefSeq names its product plexin-B-like. The coding region runs from base 1 to 1056 and encodes 351 amino acids. The transcript has a single exon. The record is from RefSeq and is a predicted model, not a curated record. Gene Ontology annotation, cellular component: semaphorin receptor complex. NCBI's taxonomy places the organism in Eukaryota, Metazoa, Echinodermata, Asteroidea, Valvatida, Asterinidae. Gene Ontology annotation, biological process: negative regulation of cell adhesion; regulation of GTPase activity; regulation of cell migration. Gene Ontology annotation, molecular function: protein binding; semaphorin receptor activity.